Dentiscutata heterogama is the source of this 2201-nucleotide messenger RNA. The record is from the annotation of a GenBank genome assembly. Lineage: Eukaryota; Fungi; Glomeromycota; Glomeromycetes; Diversisporales; Gigasporaceae.
AAAAUAAUCAGAGGAAAUAUGAACUAGAAACUAGAUUGGCUUUGGUUUGCACACAAACCUGGGUGCGUGCAACUGAUUUUUUGUUUUUGGGUAGUAGAGGCCGGUCAUUUGAUGUAAAAGUUGAUCCAACUAAUUUAAUACCUGGUGGAUUAUAUUUUGCUGAAAUUCAAGGUUAUGAUACAACUUGCCCAGACAGGGGUCCCCUGUUCCGAGUACCAAUCACCGUUACAAAACCAAGUAUUUUAACUAAUGGCUCUAAACUUUGCUUUGAUAAAUUGUCUUUUGGUCCUGGUCAUAUUGAAAGAAGAUUUAUUAAGGUUCCUGACGGUGUAACGCUUAAAUCUACUACAAAAAAAAGUACUUCACCAGCAUCUUUCUGGCUACAUAUGGUACAAUUGUUGCCAUUAAGGCGAUUCACAUAUCAAGAACGUGAAUAUUUCUUUUCUUUUGGUAAAGGAAGUUAUGGUGAUGGAACUGGUGAAGAACAAAUUGAAAAAAAAAAUUUUGCAGUUUGUGGCGGUGUGACCAUGGAGAUUUGCGUGGCUCAAUAUUGGUCUAGCAUUGGAAAUCACGAUGUAUCAUUAGAGUUUAUUUUCCAUGGAAUUCAAAUUUCAAACAAUGCCAUAAGUGGAAAUAAAACAGUUUUUAUCAAUGGUGGAGUUCCAUUUACUCGUUUGGAUAUUACCGCACCUGUUAGACGAGAAGAGGGAAUUAACCCUUCCGUUCAGCUUGAUGUCAUCCGUAAGGAAAUUCGACCAACGGAAUCAACCUUAAAACCACUUUGCAUAGAUCGCGAUAUUCUUCCAAAUUCUCGAAGAAUAAAUGCUCUAACAUUAACAUAUAAAUUUUCUACACCCGAAAAGAAUUUGUCUCUUACACCAAGAUUUCCAGCAUUCUUUGAUUUAUUGUAUGAUUCUUAUUUCGAAGACUUCUUUGCAAUACUAUAUGAUGCCAAUAAAAAAGUUAUCGGUCACCUAGAUAUUUACGCCAAGACCUUUAAACUAGAAUAUAAAGGGGAUUAUAUUAUUCGUGCACAAAUUCGCCACCAUUCACAAGAAUUGUUAGAAAAGUUGAAUAACACAAUAUGCUUUUUGGAUUACAAUUUAUCCAAAAAAGUUAAUUUGGAUGUAUAUGGUCAAAUACAUGACGUUUUCACGGCUGAAAAACCUACAGGCGUAAAAAAUUAUUUGGAAAAAGGAGAAAGGCAGGCGGUAUUUAUCGGAUCACCGAAUGAUUACUCUGUUUAUCCAAAGGAUAGUAAACCUGGCGAUUUAUUACUGGGACGUUUAAGUUUUGUAAACUCUUUGAAGAUUGAUGGUGGACAAUACACAGCCAGUUUGUUGAUCCCACCACCCCCUGCUAAAAAAGAUUCGACCAAUGGAGGCGAAGAUGGAAAAGGCCCGGCACCUACUAGUGAUUCAGGACCAUCCGAAUCUACUGAUAAAUUAGAAAAAAAGGAUGAAAAGACUAAUGAAGAACUUUCGGAAGCAAUUCGAGAUUUACAAAUUUCUUAUUUAAAAAAGUUUCCUGCGGAAUCAACAGCAAGAGAAGAUUUAUUUUCAGACUUGAAAGAUCGUUAUCCGUCUCACUUACCAAUUUCCCAAACUAAAUUAGAAUUACUCCUCGAUGUAGCUAGUGGUGAAAAAGAAAAUAUGACACCUGAAACAGCGAAAAAAAUCUUGGAAGUUUCAGAAGAAAUAUUAGAAAUGAUUAAUUUAACAGAAUUAGCACAAUAUUAUGGAAUUAAACAAGAAGCAAAUCUUAAUGAAGCCGCUAAAAAAAAGAAAAAGGAGAAUGAUGAUAAAAAGAAAGCCGUCAUAUUGGCUUUAGGAGCUAAAGUUCAAGCUUUAGCUGCUCUUGCAUCAAUUAGUUCAUCAAGUGAUAAUUUAUCGACGCAAUUGGAAGAAACUUGGAAGCAACUUGCUCAAUGGUUAGAUGCUGUACCACCUAUAUCAGAUUUUAAACAACUACUAAUUUAUAUUAUACGUGAAAGACGAGAGAAACGAUAUGGAAACGCUCUUAAGGCGCUUGGAAAAUGGUUUGGAGAAACUGGGUUAGGCAAUGACAACGUUAAAGAAUACGAAAAGGCUUUGGGAUUAAAGAUUGAAUUGUUGAAAGAACUUGAAUGGAAAGAUUGGGAAAAGUAUGAAAAGAAAUGGAAGAUCAUUAGGAAUCCACCCGGUGGUUAUGCACCUUUUUAA